AUGUGGAACAAACAGUAUGAUUUACAGAUACUCAAGUAUUUUGGUUUGAAGACAAGGGGUGUGAAGAAUCUGAUCAUUAAAGAAGUCUUUUUCCAGCUAUCAGAACAGGGGAAAUUACUACUCUGCUGUGAUGGAGCCUCUAGAGGGAACCCAGGAUGUGCUGGUUAUGGGAUAAUGGGAAGAAUUAACACUGAAGAGUUUUUAAUUGCUAUUUCAGGUGGUCUGGGCAUUUCUACCAACUAUUAUGUAGAAAUGUUUGCAAUCUUAAUGGCAGGAGAAUGGGAAAUUCAUCAUGGAUUCAAUGACCUUGUCUUCAGAACAGACUCCAAAGCUGCCAUAAGUGCUUUCCAGAGUAAUAAACUUCCAUGGUUUGCAGUCACAAGAUGGGAAAAGAUCUGUGCAGCUGUAUUUGCUUGGAGUUUCAAACAUAGUUACAGAGAAGUCAGCUUGUCUGCAGAUACAAUGGCAAAGAGGGGUGCAAUGUUAAGAAGAGGAGAACAGAGAAUUUUUGAAAGUAAACCAUCAUUUCUGAGAUGUCUAGAAAAUCCAGAUCAAGUGUAUUUUAGAGUUUGUUAG
This is a messenger RNA of Papaver somniferum (opium poppy), 576 nucleotides long. RefSeq names its product ribonuclease H-like. Bases 1 to 576 code for a protein of 191 amino acids. The transcript has a single exon. Gene Ontology annotation, molecular function: RNA-DNA hybrid ribonuclease activity; nucleic acid binding. The record is from RefSeq and is a predicted model, not a curated record. NCBI's taxonomy places the organism in Eukaryota, Viridiplantae, Streptophyta, Magnoliopsida, Ranunculales, Papaveraceae.